Molecule: messenger RNA, 4569 nt
Organism: Oncorhynchus nerka (sockeye salmon)
Lineage: Eukaryota; Metazoa; Chordata; Actinopteri; Salmoniformes; Salmonidae
Product: YTH domain-containing family protein 3-like
Biological process (GO): mRNA destabilization
Cellular component (GO): cytoplasm
Molecular function (GO): N6-methyladenosine-containing RNA reader activity; mRNA binding
Source: RefSeq, a predicted model, not a curated record
UGCAGAAGCAGGAGAAACGGUGGACAGUCACAAACCGCAUUCAGUUUCGGCUCCUGUAGGAUGUCUGGAACCACCGUCGAUCAGAGACCCAAAGGACAAGGAAAUAAAGUACAAAACGGAUCAAUGCAUCAGAAGGAGGGAGUAAACGAUGAAGACUUUGAACCUUACCUAAGCAGCCAGACAAAUCAGAAUAACAGCUACCCACCAAUGUCCGACCCCUACAUACCCAGCUACUAUGCUCCUUCCAUCGGCUUCCCUUACUCCCUGGGGGAGGCCCCCUGGUCCACUGCGGGGGACCCCCCUAUGCCCUACCUGACCACCUAUGGACAGAUGAGCAAUGGCGAGCACCAUUUUAUCCCCGACGGCGUGUUCAGCCAGCCGGGCGCCCUGGGCAACACCCCUCCCUUCCUCAGCCAGCACGGCUUCAACUUCUUCCCUGGAAAUGCAGACUAUUCCACCUGGGGCACCAGUGUCUCUCAGGGCCAGUCCACACAGAGCAAUGCCUAUAGUAAUAGUUAUGGUUACACCCCUAGUUCCCUGGGGAGGGCUAUAGCUGAUGGACAGGCAGGCUUCAGCAGUGACGCCCAGAUCAGUAAGGUCCCGGUACUGAGCAGCAUCGAGCAGGGCAUGACUGGGUUAAAACUGGACAUGGGCGCCGCCGUCACCAAGACUGUCGGCUCGCCCCUUGGGGGCACGUUGGGCAUGAGUAGUAUGGCGGCCAAUAACAUGCCUCCAUUGGUUAGUUCCUCUGCCCCCAAACCCACGUCCUGGGCAGCCAUUGCCAGGAAGCCGGCCAAGCCCCAACCCAAGGUCAAGCCCAAAGCCAACAUUGGGAUGGGAGCCCCUGCCAUUCCCCCGCCUCCCAUAAAGCACAACAUGAACAUUGGCACCUGGGACGAUAAGGGCUCCGUCAACAAGCCCCCCUUAGCUCAGGCCAUGAUGCAACCUCAGACCAUGGUGCAGCAGACCCUGAUGGGCCAGCCCCAGCCCCUGCUGCAGAGCCCUCUGCCCCACCAGCACCAACACCAGCACCAACAUCAGCACCAGCAGCACCACCAACCCUUUCAGCUGCAGUCCCUCCAGUCUCCCCAACACCCCCAGCAGAUGCCUCCAGGCCCCCCUCACCACCACCAACACACCCACCAGAACUUCUCCUCCCAGCCUGGCCCCCCUCAACCUAUGCAUCAACACCAACAUCCCCAACCCCCACCCCAGAACCGCUGGGUGGCACCCCGGAACAGGGGCACCUUCAACCAAGGAGGGGCGGAAGGCUUUGGGAUGGGUGUUGGUGGGGUCCCCCUCAGUGCCUCUCCCAGCUCCGAGGUGCACCCGGUGUUAGAGAAACUGCGGGCCCUCAACAACUACAACCCCAAAGACUUUGACUGGAACCUGAAGAACGGCCGCGUGUUCAUCAUCAAGAGCUACUCUGAGGACGACAUCCACCGUUCCAUCAAGUACUCCAUCUGGUGCAGCACCGAGCACGGCAACAAGCGCCUGGACGGGGCCUACCGCUCGCUGGGGGCCAAGGGGCCCCUCUACCUGUUGUUCAGCGUCAACGGCAGCGGUCAUUUCUGCGGCGUGGCAGAGAUGCGCUCGCCCGUGGAUUACAACGCCUACGCAGGCGUCUGGUCUCAGGACAAGUGGAAGGGCAAGUUUGAGGUGAAGUGGGCAUUUGUGAAGGACGUGCCCAACAGCCAGCUGAGGCACAUCAGACUGGAGAACAAUGACAACAAGCCCGUCACCAACUCCAGGGACACUCAAGAGGUGCCUCUGGAAAAGGCCAAGCAAGUGCUUAAAAUUAUUGCCACUUUCAAGCAUACCACCUCAAUCUUUGAUGACUUUGCACAUUACGAGAAGCGCCAGGAGGAGGAAGAGGCCCUGCGGAGGGAGCGGAAUAGAAAUCAACAGUAACUUUAGAGAGAACUCCUUGCUAGAGGUACAACACUAACGACGUAUGACCUUAAAUAAUUAGCCUAACUACGCAGAAGAAAGGGUCCUGCCAUCUUUUCUGCUGAAGACAACAACAAAGAGGCCAUAUCUCACGAUGUGAACACGACGAUGGACUCACCUGUGUCAGUUCUCUGGUGCAUCAAUCUACCCCAGUGUUCCUGUCUCUGAAGAAAAAUAAAGAACAUUACUCACUUUAAAGUCUCUCUUUAAGCACUUUCAGUCCACCUAAAGCAGCCUCUACCAAUACCCUUUACUCUCUAAUAACUCUUAUAUCUCACUUAUAUCUCUCUUUCUGGACUUCUGUUUGUAAUAACUGACUAACCAGUGUAGUUAGUUUUUCUGAGGAUUUUACCAGACUUGUAGUUUUUUGUUUCGUUUUUUUUAAUGCCUCCAAAAUAUUGGGGAAGAAGAUGUGUUCUCCCCUCCCCCUCGAUGUGUUCUCCCCUCCCCCUCGAUGAGCGUUAGCGCCCUCAGAAGAGAUUCUAACAUAUAACAUGUAUAACAACAUAUUUGACUUGAAUCUACACUCAGCUUGUGAUUGAUUGACAGGUGAGGGGAAGGACAGGAAACGGCCAUAAUCAUGCCAAUCAGUAGAUGGACCCCCCUUACUCCUGCCCCUUUGUUUCUGCAUCUUUUUCUGUGUACCAAAAGAUGAGGUGGAUGAUGUAGUGAGCUGGGCUGGGUGAAUGCCAGUUAAUGAGCUGGGCUGGGUGAAUGCCAGUUAAUGAGCUGGGCUGGGUGAAUGCCAGUUAAUGAGCUGGGCUGGGUGAAUGCCAGUUAAUGAGCUGGGCUGGGUGAAUGCCAGUUAAUGAGCUGGGCUGGGUGAAUGCCAGUUAAUGAGCUGGGCUGGGUGAAUGACAGUUAAUGAGCUGGGCUGGGUGAAUGCCAGUUAAUGAGCUGGGCUGGGUGAAUGACAGUUAAUGAGCUGGGCUGGGUGAAUGACAGUUAAUGAGCUGGGCUGGGUGAAUGACAGUUAAUGAGCUGGGCUGGGUGAAUGCCAGUUAAUGAGCUGGGCUGGGUGAAUGCCAGUUAAUGAGCUGGGCUGGGUGAAUGCCAGUUAAUGAGCUGGGCUGGGUGAAUGCCAGUUAAUGAGCUGGGCUGGGUGAAUGCCAGUUAAUGAGCUGGGCUGGGUGAAUGCCAGUUAAUGAGCUGGGCUGGGUGAAUGCCAGUUAAUGAGCUGGGCUGGGUGAAUGCCAGUUAAUGAGCUGGGCUGGGUGAAUGCCAGUUAGUGAGCUGGGCUGGGUGAAUGCCAGUUAAUGCACAUGUUCCUUUUUUCUCUCCUGAUUAUUAUGUCAUUCUCAAGUCCAUUUUGUCUGAGGAGAAAUCUGCUCCACGGUAACGGUUGCCUUGGUAGCUGUCAGUAUCUUCAGGCUAAAGCUGGGGCCUGUUCAGGAGGUUGCAAUGUUACACAACAUUCAGAUAGAAAAUGUGUCCAAUAGAUUUGAUUCUCUGUCAUGUAGAUGAGAACAGGAAAUUGUUUUAGCUUUAAACAUUACGUUUCUAUCAGCAGUGUUGUGCAACGUUUCACCUGACUGAACAGGCUUCAGGCUCUCUGUCUCUGAAGAACUCUGUAAUGCUUUUGGGAUGACCCUCCCUGGUGUUCCUGGGUCCAGGUAUAAGUUACUGUUAACCACAUAUCUGGGACCAGAUGCUCUACCCCAUCUCCUAACCUAAACCAUUAGGGGGAUUAAAAUAUAUCUGGUCCUGGAUCAGUGGUUAGGAGUGAUUUUUGCCUACUGCCGAUUGCUGCUUGGUUACAGAGGGGUAUCCCAAAAGCUGAACAUCACCAAGGAAAUGAGCGUUUCUCCUCAAGGUGAUUCACUAGCGAAAAAUAAACAUUUCCCAUGUUUAGCAUAACAAACGCUUCUGCGAUGUGUCUUCUUGCGGUCUGUUGUGUGUAUGUGAUUGUAUCGAUGUGUGAGCAAUAACCCUGUCAUUCAUUUUCUGUUUCUGCACUUGGAUGAUCCUAAUAUUACAGAAUUUUUACUGACACCAAGACACAUCACAGGCUGUGCCCCAACACUCUAGCAUGGCUUCCUCCACUCCUCCAUCUAGAUUGAUACUGUAGGGCAGGGAUCAUCAGCUAGAUUCAACCGCGGGACAAUUAUUUUUUUGAGCAGAUGGUUGGUGGGCUGGAACAUAAUUACAAAUCAUUUGUAGACUGCAAAUUGAUGGCAAGAAGCCCAAACAGAUAUAAUAUUUGACUUAAACAUAAUCAUUUUAAACCUUGCUUACAUUUGUAUACAUUCAUGUCUCUAUUAUGCGUGGGAAUACUUUGGAACAUAUUUCCUAAAUUAAAAUAACUUUUAGCUGAUUUCCUGGUGAUUUAUGUCUUUUAUGUCCAACAAUGAAAAUAAUGUAUAUGUACUGUAUCAUUGUUUGAAUAUGUACAGUACCAGUCAAAAGUUUGGACACACCUACUCAUUCAAGGGUUUUUCUUUAUUUUUACUAUUUUCUACAUUGUAGAAUAAUAGUGAAGACAUCAAAACUACAAAAUAACACAUAUGGAAUCAUGUAGUAAGCAGAAUGUGUUAAACAAAUCAAAAUAUAUUUGAGAUUCUUCAUUGUAGCCACCCUUUGUCACCUAGAAUGCAUUUCAAUUAAAAGGUGUGUCUCGUU